AUCAUCUGUGAUUUGUCAUUUUGGCAUUUCAUUUUCAGAAUUUCUGACAAAAAUUUCUUGUUCAAAGUUAAUAUUUUUUCCUGAAUAAAUGGCUCAAGUAGCUAGAGACGGUUUAAAACAGGUUAGACCAAUAUUAUCAUUGGAUAGAGAUGAAGCUAGAAAGCGUGUUUUAAAUUUAUACAAAGCUUGGUAUCGGCAAUUGCCCUAUAUAGUUCGCCAGUAUGAUAUACCUAAAAAUGUUAAUGACUGUAGGAAUAAACUACGUGAAGAAUUUACUAAGCACAAAGAUAUUAGAGAUAUCAGAAUAAUUGAUAUGUUAGUAAUUAAGGGUCAAAUGGAGUUAAAAGAAACAGUUAAUAUUUGGAAGCAAAAGGGUCAUAUUAUGUCUUACUUUAAAGAAACGAUUGAACCUAAACCAACCGAUUUUCUAUCAAAGUUUUUAACUAGUAAAGAUUAAGUUUUUAAGUUUAAAAAAUUAGUGAAAAUGUAGAUUUUAUCAUUUGUAAAUAAAAUAGAAAUAAACCUAUUAAAACAA
Sitophilus oryzae (rice weevil) is the source of this 535-nucleotide messenger RNA. RefSeq names its product NADH dehydrogenase [ubiquinone] 1 alpha subcomplex subunit 6 (gene ND-B14). The coding region runs from base 89 to 457 and encodes 122 amino acids. Gene Ontology annotation, biological process: response to oxidative stress. The record is from RefSeq and is a predicted model, not a curated record. NCBI's taxonomy places the organism in Eukaryota, Metazoa, Arthropoda, Insecta, Coleoptera, Curculionidae. The transcript is spliced from 3 exons.